GUGCACGAUCAUCCAUGAGCGGCCCAGCUUGGAGGUUGAGAAGCGCAGGAAGCUCAUCUUACGUUGGUUCAUCAACAGGAAGGCAGACACGCACACGGUGGUGCGCGCUUUGCUGGAGACAUUGGCGACAGGGAAUUGGGACUCCCCGCGCCUCGAGAUCUAUGUGCCCCCAGCUGAGCCAUUCGACCAGGACCAGCUCUACGAGUUGGUAUCCCGUGGAAUCGCCAGAGCAAUUUCGUAUCGUAACUUCUCGAUGUGCCAGAGGAAGAAGUGGAUGGGCGGCGACGAGGCCUGCUGCGACGUCGCCAUCCCUCUGCUCCUGACGACGGAUCUUCUCAAGGACGCCUACAACCUAUUCUGUCGCCGCGUCGGCGGGCAUGUCCACGCAGCCCCAGUCGAUGCACCCGCUGCCGGGGCCGACCUGCCCGUGCUGAUGGACGAGGCGGGGGCUGAGGAGGCAGCGGCGGCCGAGGACGAUCCCAAUUACGACCCCAGGGGCAAGGCGCCAAUUGCAGCGUGGGCGCAGGAGGUGGCGAAAAAGAGGAGGAUCGCACAGGACUGGCUUUCUGGCACCCGCGGGUGCGCCCCGUGUUCACAGGUCGUCGCGCUCAAGAUGAUACUCAGCGUCGUGCAGACGAUGCAGGCAGAAGAAUUAUUCAUCGGGUCAAAAAAAUGGGAGCAGAGAGAACGAGCUGCGGCUGCGCGUCGGGCCAGGAGUGGCACUUCAGGCAUCCUGCGGGACUACCCGAUCAUCGUGCACAGCCGUGGCGACAUCGAGACUAGAGCUUUCCGCCGCUUGAGAACGCUGCUCUUCUGUCCAACAAUUUGGCUUGUGCUCCGCGAGACAGAGCUCACGAACAAGCUAAAGGUUGACGUAUUCACAGGGUUGUGUGCCGCUGGAGCUCUCAUCGAGAAAUUAAUCGCGCUGCCGCACACGCAGCCUCCCUUCAGUCUCUUCAUGGUGCUCGCCCAACCGGAGCUGGCGGGUGCCAUUCAGGCCGCGCCCGCGUGCCAGUUGGACGCAUGGUCUCGGCGGUUCCUUGCAGCCAACGACCUCGGCACAGAUGUGGCGCGGCUGAAGCUGCUCGUCCACGCGUUGGUUAUCCACCUCAACACGGACAGGCUCGAGGUCGACAACAGCCACCUCAGGAGAAUCGUUACGAAGCACGUUCAGUGCCCCCAGCCAUGCACGAUGGACCUGAGCAGCAGAUGGAUGGGGACGGCAGUGCGUCAACAUCGAGAAGUGCCUCUCAGCGGUCCCGCUGGCCACCGACCAUCCAACGUCGACCAGGGCGACGACCUUCCAGCGAGGCCUCCGCGGGGCUCAGGCGGCGGAGCUUGGAGGGCAUUCGUGAGGCAUUCGGGAUCGAACGACCUCAGGGAGGUCGGGAGGCUCUACCGCGCGCUGCAGGACACUGUCGGCGACGAGCUCCUCGAGACCUGCAUCAAGGAAGGCCGCGAAGCCGCUGAGCGGAGGCGGAGCGGCCGCAGGGGCAACGCCUUUGGGCCAUCGCGGAGGGACGUGGAGCGCCAGAAGUUCAAGGCGUCCCUCGCGAACAGAGUGGCGGCUGGCGGGGGGCAAGCUAUGGACCCUGCACUAGACAGGCUCAUGGAGGACGCAGUGUUGCACCAAUACACGACGGAUGAGACGAUUGCUCUUGCGAAUGGAAUUCGAAAGUCAGCAGUGGCCCACCGCAUCGCAGCUGAGAAAGCAGACGCUAAGGCACUUCAUGAUUUCAGAGCUGAGCAUUCCCCAGGUUGGCGCCAAGCUUUGUGCCGUGACUGCUGCGCAUUGCAGCCGCUCGCAUCCAGCAUGCACGCCGAGCCUGGGCCGCUGCCUGGCGUCGUCCACCUCCGCCAUGACAUACAGGCCUCUGCAGAGGAUGCUCGGGAUCUGGUGUCGCACAUGCGUGCGAUCGGGGGUUCCCAGACGGACCUGGCGCAGGCGAUCGAGGACCGCUGGUCGUUCAU
This is a messenger RNA of Prorocentrum cordatum, 1971 nucleotides long. NCBI's taxonomy places the organism in Eukaryota, Dinophyceae, Prorocentrales, Prorocentraceae. The record is from the annotation of a GenBank genome assembly.